This is a messenger RNA of Arabidopsis lyrata subsp. lyrata, 1323 nucleotides long. RefSeq names its product methyl-CpG-binding domain-containing protein 2. The transcript has 5 exons. The coding region runs from base 193 to 1074 and encodes 293 amino acids. NCBI's taxonomy places the organism in Eukaryota, Viridiplantae, Streptophyta, Magnoliopsida, Brassicales, Brassicaceae. The record is from RefSeq and is a predicted model, not a curated record. Gene Ontology annotation, molecular function: DNA binding; zinc ion binding.
UUCUCUCUUCUCUUUCUCGGUUUCCCCAUUUUCUGUCUAGACAACCACACCAACAAACAAAUCUAAAAGCUUUGUCCGAAUUGGCUCUGUCUCAAAAAUGAGAUUCUUAAAUUAGCCACAACGAUCUUUAGAGCCUUCGCUCAACGAUCUCUGAAACCCUGGUUUGGUCUCUUCUUCUUCGUGUUGUUUUGUAUGAGUAUGUCGCAGUCGUACUAUGAAAACAAAUCCAAUAACAUAAUGGAGGAAGGAAAGGUUGCUGUCCAAAGUUCGCGAGGAUCGAGAUCGUCUUCACCUAAUGAGGUAGCUGAGGAUAGAGGUGAGAAUCAGUUGGUGGUUUAUGACUUGAAAGGAAAUGAUACUGAAGAAGAAGUUCUACCGAUUCAAUCUCAGCUUCCGUCAUCCAGAACACAGUGUCCCUCUAUUGGGGCUUUUACGGUUCAGUGUGCAAGUUGUUUCAAAUGGAGACUUAUGCCUUCCAUGCAGAAGUAUGAAGAGAUUAGGGAACAACUUCUUGAAAACCCGUUUUUCUGUGAAACAGCACGUGAAUGGAAGCCAGAUAUUUCUUGCGAUGUUCCUGCUGAUAUCUAUCAAGAUGGAACUCGUGUUUGGGCUAUUGAUAAGCCGAAUAUCUCUCGCCCACCCGCUGGAUGGCAACGUUUAUUGCGGAUUAGAGGUGAAGGAGGUACCAGAUUUGCCGAUGUCUAUUAUGUUGCUCCUUCAGGGAAGAAGCUUCGAUCAACUGUGGAGGUCCAAAAGUACUUGAACGACAACCCCGAAUACAUGAGUGAAGGGGUGAAACUUUCACAGUUCUCGUUCCAAAUCCCGAAACCGCUGCAGGAUGACUAUGUGAGGAAGCGCCCAGCUCGACUAGUGGAUUCCAUCGAUAAUACAAACACCCAUGUAGCUAAAGAAGCUAAUCCACUAGCAUGGAUCUCUCCAGAUGAUCAUAUAGCGUUGCAGCUAGGUACGCCAACCGAGUCUGGACUUUACAAUUCACAUGAUCAACCAUCGAAAAAGAGAAAAACAUCAAAGCUAUCGAUCUUUGGCGCCAACGACGAACUUGCUGAUAGAUAAUCUAGCUAGACAAGAGUGAGCUAUCAUCUUCUCUGGUAUAUAAACCGUCUUCUAUCUUUGUUUUUUGGGUUUGUUUUAUCGAAGAAACUGAGAGCAUGUGGUUAGCUUGUUUUGUUGUGUAUACCAUCUAUUUUGUUUUGCAGUGUAAGAUACUUUCUAUGAAGAAGAUGGGCCCUUUUGGUUUUUGCUUCCAAAUUACUGGAUUUCAUGGAACUUGAAGUUAAUGUUUUUAAACCUAAAAUUUGAUUA